Molecule: messenger RNA, 2128 nt
Organism: Synchiropus splendidus (mandarinfish)
Lineage: Eukaryota; Metazoa; Chordata; Actinopteri; Syngnathiformes; Callionymidae
Gene: xpnpep2
Product: X-prolyl aminopeptidase (aminopeptidase P) 2, membrane-bound
Exons: 21
Coding region: 62-2077 (671 amino acids)
Molecular function (GO): metalloaminopeptidase activity
Source: RefSeq, a predicted model, not a curated record
CUCUCCAGACACCCACAAACGCUGUGCAGCACCUGCUACGCCGCGCAUCUGUGGUGCCAACAUGACUGGCUGUGGACGGUUGCUGGCUCUACUCUCUCUGGCAGCUCUGGCAGGAUGCUCCAGCGGUGCUGCCGAGCCGACGGAGAGGAACUGCUCCGUGAUUCCACCGCACAUCCCCAGCACGGCUCAGAACACAACCCUGCGGCUGCAGGAAUUGAGAGAGCUGAUGGUUCCCUGGAAUAUCUCUGCCUACAUUAUCCCGGGCACUGACGCUCACCUGAGCGAGUACAUCGCUCCAAGUGACGCCCGGCUGGCCUUCAUGACGGGCUUCACAGGCUCUGCAGGGACAGCAGUCGUCACUCGAGACAGAGCCGUCCUGUGGACAGACAGCCGGUACUGGCUUCAAGCUGAGAGAGAGAUGGACUGCAACUGGGAGCUGGAGAGAGACGCAUCUUCUCAGAGCGUGGCUAAAUGGCUGAUCGCUGUGCUACCAGCAGACAGCCUCAUCGGCUUUGAUCCUUUCCUCUUCUCGCUCAAGGUCCAUGAAAGCUACACCAACACUUUGGAGUUCAGCCAGCGCAGCCUCAAGUCAGUGCCUGAAAAUCUGGUGGACAUCGUGUGGAAGGACCGGCCCCUCAUUCCAAGUGGCGGCGUCAUGCGUCUGCCCGACAAGUUCAUACAGCGGACCUGGCAGCAAAAAGUGGGGGAAAUGCGUGAGGUGAUGAAGUACGAUCCAUACAAGCCCACGGCGCUUCUGCUGUCGGCUCUGGAUGAAACUGCAUGGCUCUUUAACAUGCGGGGGGAAGACAUCCCAUACAAUCCCUUCUUCUAUUCCUACACACUGCUGACUGAGGACAAGAUCUGGCUUUUCCUGCACACAGAAAGAAUAUCAGAGGAACUGAGGAACUACCUGUCAGCCUCCUGUGAUGGACCCCUGUGUGUGCAGCUGAAAAGCUACGACUCCUUUCUGAAGGAGUUUAAAGUGUAUGUGAAUGAGCCUGGAAGCAAAGUAUGGAUCGGCACCGAGUACACUAACUAUGCUGCUUACGAGGUCCUGACUCCGGACACACUGGUGACCAGCAGCUACUCACCUGUGCUGAUCGCGAAAGCAGUGAAGGACGAGAAGGAGCAGCAGAUACUGAGGAAUGCUCACGUGAGAGAUGCGAUUGCAGUCAUCCAGCUGCUCAUGCGACUGGAGAAGACGGUUCCUGAGGGCAAAGAGACAGAGAUGACCGCCGCACUCUACGUCAACGAGUGUCGCAGCAAACAGAAUGACAACAGAGGCCCCAGCUUCGCCACCAUCUCUGCCAGCGGACCCAACGCCGCGCUCGCUCACUACUUCCCAACCAACGAAACCAGCAGGAAGCUGACGGUCGACGAGAUGUACUUGGUGGAUUCUGGAGGCCAGUAUCUAGACGGGACCACUGACAUCACCCGCACGGUUCACUGGGGAACCCCGACCGCGAGGCAACAGGAAGCUUUCACCCGAGUGCUCAUGGGAAAUAUUGAACUGUCCAGAACCAUUUUCCCGACAGGUACAAGAGGAAUAAACAUGGAGAUGUUGGCCCGGCGGGCUCUGUGGGAGGUGGGCCUGAACUAUGGGCACGGCACCGGGCAUGGUGUCGGGAACUACUUUGGAGUUCACGAGUGGCCAGUUGGUUUCCAAGGAAAUAAUAUUCCAUUUAGUCCCGGCAUGUUUAUGUCUAUAGAACCAGGUUAUUACAAAGAGAAUGACUUCGGGAUCCGGAUCGAAGACAUAGUUGAGACCGUGCCAGUACAAACCAAGUAUGGUCGGGAUUUUUUGACCUUUGAAAUAAUCUCACUGGUUCCAUAUGACAAAAAGCUGAUUGAUGAUUCCCUUCUGUCUCCAGUGCAGCUGCAGUGGCUGAACAAGUACUACAAAAAAAUCCGGGAGAUUCUGAGUCCUGAACUGGACAGCCAAGGUCUGAAGGAGGAGAAGGCCUGGAUGAUGAAAAACACAGAGCCCUUCCCGGAGUCCGGCUCCUCCGCGGCCGUCUCGUCCUCCUCACUGGUCCUGCUCUCUCUGGUUCUAGUUCUCCUGCAGAACGUUGUCUGAGGGACUCAUGUCACUUCUCUUUUUACUGAAGACUUGCACUCCGAUCUUACU